Messenger RNA from Pungitius pungitius (ninespine stickleback), 4639 nucleotides. It is a transcript of the gene jag2b, whose product is annotated as jagged canonical Notch ligand 2b. The record is from RefSeq and is a predicted model, not a curated record. Gene Ontology annotation, cellular component: protein-containing complex; plasma membrane. Lineage: Eukaryota; Metazoa; Chordata; Actinopteri; Perciformes; Gasterosteidae. Gene Ontology annotation, molecular function: Notch binding; calcium ion binding. Gene Ontology annotation, biological process: Notch signaling pathway; multicellular organism development; heterophilic cell-cell adhesion.
UUGGCUCAGAGACUGCCCGCAGGCCAAUUUGUAAGUGGUUUGCGGAGCUGCCAAUCAAAGCAGACAUCCUCUCCUCAGGCUGUGUGGCGACGGAACAUCUCAGUUGCUGUGUGGAGAGAUUUGACGGAGGGACACUCCUGUACAUGGACCAUCACUGCGCUGCAAUCCGCCGCCGCCUGCUCACACACACGCACACACGCGCGCGCACAUACGCACACAAACACGCACACGCGCACCCUCGCACGCACGCCAUGCCUCGCUGAAAUCAGGACGUACACGGCGAAGAAAACACGCAUGUGAAUAUUUUUAUUUUUGCAUGUCACGAGAGGAGGAACUGGUCGCCGGCUCCGCGGCUGUUUGUCUUUUCUCAUCGCUUAACCCCCCCCCACCCCCGGCUCCCCCCCCCCCCCCCGUAUGUCACUCUAAUUAAUCGGAGGCAUGUGGAAUCGCACCAGGAUUAGGAACCGCUUCCCGAUAGUGUGUCUGCUGUUGACGUUAUGGACGGAGGUGUCCCAGUCAACCGGCUAUUUCGAGCUGCAGCUGAUCACCGUGGCGAAUGUAAACGGCGAGCUGGCGGACGGGGAGUGCUGCGACGGCCCCAGGAGCCCCUCGGACCUGCGCUGCACUCGAGACGAGUGCGACACUUACUUCAAGAUCUGCCUCAAAGAGUUCCAGAUGGAGGUCUCCACCGGCGGCGCGUGCACCUUCGGGGCUGGAUCUACGCAGGUUCUCGGUGGAAAUACGUUUUCUUUUGCGAGCACAACGAAUAACCCGAAUAAAAUCGACGAAGCGCGCAAAAUUCGGAUCCCGUUCCAGUUCGCGUGGCCGCGGAUGUACACGUUGAUUAUAGAGGCCUGGGACUGGGACAACGCCACACGCAACAUUGCGGACGAGCUGCUGAUCGAGCGCGGCGUCCACACUGGCAUGAUCAACCCCGGCGACCAAUGGCAGACCAUCCAGCACGACGGGCCGGUGGCCGGCCUCGUCUACCGCAUCCGAGUCCGCUGCGACGACAACUACUACAGCAACAAGUGCAACAAGCUGUGCGUCCCCCGCGACGACUACUUUGGCCACUAUCGCUGCGAGGCGUCGGGCGCCCGCGUGUGCCUGGACGGCUGGAUGGGCGCCGACUGCCGGAAAGCGAUCUGCAAGCAAGGCUGCAACCUGUUACAUGGCAACUGCUCUGUCCCAGGGGAGUGCAAGUGUAACUACGGCUGGCAGGGCCAGUUCUGCGACGAAUGCGUGCUCUACCCGGGCUGCGUCCACGGGACCUGCAACAGCAAGUGGCAGUGCAACUGCGAGAGGAACUGGGGGGGCCUGCUGUGCGAUAAAGAUCUGAACUACUGCGGUCGCCACCACCCUUGUGUCAACGGAGGGACCUGCAUGAACACGGAACCGGACGAGUUCCACUGCGCCUGCCCUCCAGGGUACUCCGGCAAGACCUGUCAGAUCGCUGAUCACGCCUGUGUUUCCGACCCUUGCGCCAACGGAGGCAGAUGUCACGAGGUUCCCACCGGGUUCGAGUGCCGGUGUCCGCCGGGAUGGGCGGGGCCGACCUGCGCCGACAAUCUGGACGAGUGUGCCUCCAGUCCGUGUGCCGGGGGGGGGACGUGUAUCGACCUGGAGGACGGCUUUGAGUGUCUGUGCCCUCCACAGUGGGAGGGAAAGACCUGCCAGAUAGAUGCAAAUGAGUGUGCAGGAAAGCCCUGUGUGAACGCUAAUUCUUGCAAAAAUUUGAUUGGCGGAUAUCACUGCGACUGUUUUCAUGGAUGGUCCGGACAGAACUGUGACAUCAACACCAGCGGCUGCCACGGUCAGUGCCAGAAUGGAGCGACGUGCAAGGAGGACCAGAGGGGUCACCACUGCCAGUGUCCUCCGGGCUUUGUGGGCUCUCGCUGUGAAAUCCGGAGGAACAAGUGUGACGGCAGACCUUGCCAGAAUGGCGGCCAGUGCCACGCGGUGCUGGAUGGCUUUGUGUGUCAAUGCCCGCCGCAGUUUGCUGGACAGCUGUGUGAGAUCAAUGGCUGGACCCCCUCAGACGCUUGUGAUCCAAACCCUUGUGAGAACGAGGCCGAGUGCUACAGCAUGGACGAGGACUUCUACUGCGCGUGUCCCGAAGGCUUCCAGGGGAAGACGUGUGAGCGGCUCAAGGAGAGCUGCCAAACCGCCCCGUGUCAAGUGAUUGACAGCUGCACUAUUGCCGUGGCGACCAACGACAGCGCUGGAGUGCGGCACAUCUCCUCCAACGUCUGUGGUCCGCGGGGACGCUGCAUCAGCCAGCCGGAGGGCAACUUCACCUGCGUGUGCGAUCUGGGUUUCAGUGGCAUCUACUGUCACGAGAAUAUUAACGACUGCACCGACAACCUCUGUGGGAACGGAGGGACCUGCAUUGAUGGCGUCAACUCCUUCCAGUGCUUCUGUCCUGAUGGCUGGGAGGGUCAACUCUGCGACCUCAAUGUCAACGAGUGCCGACACAACCCGUGUAAGAACGCCGGCCGCUGCGUCGACCUGGUGAACGACUUCCACUGCGAGUGUGCCGACGGCUGGAAGGGCAAGACCUGCCAUUCCCGCGAGAGUCAGUGUGACGAGACCACCUGCAGCAACGGAGGCACCUGCUACGACCACGGGGACGCCUUCCGCUGUGCCUGCCCACCCGGCUGGGGAGGGAACGCCUGCAACACAGCCAGGAACAGCACAUGUGCCUCAGGCCCUUGUUCCAACGGUGGAACCUGUGUGGGAGGAGGAGACACCUUCACCUGCACCUGCAAAGAGGGCUGGGAAGGCCCCACCUGUGGCCAAAAUAUAAACGACUGCAACCCUCAUCCAUGUUACAAUGGCGGCAUCUGUGUGGAUGGAGUCAACUGGUUUCGGUGCGAGUGCGCGCCGGGAUUCGCCGGACCAGACUGCCGAAUCAACAUCAACGAGUGCCAGUCGUCACCUUGUGCCUACGGUGCCACCUGCGUGGACGAGAUCUACGGCUUUCGCUGCGUCUGUCCGCUCGGCAGAACAGGAGCCCGAUGCCAACAAUUUAUAGGUUUUGGGAGGACGUGCCACCACGCUGGGCUGCAGUUCCCCCACGGCAGCCAGUGGGAGGAAGAGUGCAACAGCUGCCAUUGCAUCAAUGGCAAAGCGGACUGCACCAAGGUGCUGUGUGGCCGCCGUCCCUGCAUGCUUCAGUCUUCAGGCCCGGACCCGACGCCGCAGACCUGCCCGGCUGGACAAGAGUGUCUGGAGCACCGCUACCUGACGUGUUUCUCCCCCCCUUGCCAACAGUGGGGGGUUUGUUCCGUGGCCGGACCCUCCUCUCCACAAGCAAGCACCAAGUGCCAGCCGAACACCGGGCAUUUGGACAACAGCUGUGGCCGCGUAACACUUGUCUUCAACAGAAACAAAGUUCCACCAGGAACAACAGUGCAGAACAUCUGCUAUGAGCUGAGGUAUCUUCCGGACACCCGAAGCUUGGCUAAAGACCACGCCCUUCUGCUUUUGUGUGCCCUCUCUCAUUCCAACCAGGAUGCUGUAGAAGUGGCUAUUUCUUUCCAGCCGGAGGACCUACCGGACCACAGUCUGAUCCAGCAGGCGGCCAGCGCCAUCGUCGGCACCUUGUCCAAGCGACACAACAGUACCGUGAUGUUGGCAGUCAUCGAGGUCAAAGUGGAAACACAGGUCAUGCCCCCCUCCGUAGUAGAUUACCAGGUGCCUCUGCUCUGCGUGGUGUUCUGUUUGCUCUGCCUCUUCUGCAUCAUCGUCUGUGUUUGGUGGACGCGCAAGCGGAGAAAAGAGCGCGAGAGGGACUCCCGGCCGGCCGCCGACGACAACGUGAACAACCAGUGGCAGCCGCUUAGGCUCGUGGUGGGACGUCAGCAGCAGCAGCAGCAGCAGCUGCUCAAAGAAAGCAACAGGGACGCCGAGCAGGAGCGCAAGAAGCUCAUGGGCCCCUCCUAUCGGACGUGUGACGAGGAGGACGAGGAGGAGGAGGAGGAGGAGACGGAAGGCGAGCUUGAGCUCGAGGACGAGUGCGGCGGAGCCGAGGCGGGAAAGCAGCAGGUUUAUAAGUACUCCAAGGCGGCGGUGCAGUCCAGCGGGGGCGUGAUCUGUACCAUGCACAGCUCCAGUUCGCCCCUCAAAGCCCCCCACCGGACCCCAGGCUACAGCCCCAAAGACAACCGCUGGAAAAAUGGCCUCCGAGACCAUUGUGUAUGAGGGGGUGACACGGCGAGAGACGCUGCGAAGAAGCAACUAUUCUUAUUUUUGGACUACUUUUUGGGAAGAGUAAGUGGCUUUGUGUUUUAAGAAGCCGUUCUUUGCUUUGUUUUCAUGUUUUUGUCACAGUCGCCCUGAAAAGCUUUUGUAUUCAGGAGGCUGGAGCCCAGUGAACAUCCUUUGUUUUUUUUUUUGCUUCAGUGUUCACUUAUUUUUCUUUAAUGUACAGAAGGGGCUGAAAUGUAAGAAAACAUUCAAGAGGCUAUGGAAGCUCCCUGCAAUUUUUGUUAAAUGUACUUGUACCAUUUAAGAAACGAUGAAUCAGAAAAAGUAGGAGGGGGGAAAAAAAAAAAAAACCUGUAUAAAGAUUUUUUUUUGUUUACAGAUGUUUAGGAUUUUGUUAAAUUUGUCAGUGGGCUCCUGUUCAAUGUCUAAA